AUGAACAAGAUGAAAAACUUCAAGCGGAGGUUUUCACUCUCGGUUCCUCGGACGGAGACCAUCGAGGAGUCACUGACGGAGUUCACGGAGCAGUUCAACCAGCUCAACAACCGGAGGAAUGAAGACCUGGCUCAAGGGCACCUGCAGCUGGGACACCUGGGCAGGGACUUCCGAGCAGACACCAGCCCCAUCUCCCCCUCCGAGGUGGAAGGCCAGUCUCCGAUGGCCGUGCGCUACCGCAACAACAACCAGCGCCGCUUCUCCAUGGAGGACGUCAGCAAGCGUCUCUCCCUGCCCAUGGACAUCCGCUUGCCCCCCGAGUUCUUGCAGAAGCUGCAGAUGGAGAGCCCGGAGUUCCCCAAACCCCUCAGCAGGAUGUCCCGGCGGGCUUCCCUCUCAGAUAUUGGGUUUGGGAAGCUGGAAACCUAUGUUAAACUGGACAAACUGGGAGAGGGCACUUACGCCACUGUCUUCAAGGGCCGCAGCAAGCUGACCGAAAACCUCGUUGCCCUGAAGGAAAUCCGCCUGGAGCACGAGGAAGGGGCACCUUGCACGGCCAUACGGGAAGUGUCGCUGCUGAAGAACCUGAAACACGCCAACAUCGUGACCCUGCACGACAUCAUCCACACCGAGCGCUCCCUCACCCUCGUCUUCGAGUACCUGGACAACGACCUCAAACAGUACCUGGAUAACUGCGGGAACCUAAUGAGCGUGCACAACGUGAAGAUCUUCAUGUUCCAGCUGCUGCGUGGUCUGGCUUACUGUCACGGGAGAAAGAUCCUUCACCGAGACCUCAAACCCCAGAAUUUGCUCAUCAACGAGAGAGGAGAGCUCAAGCUGGCUGACUUCGGACUAGCCAGAGCCAAGUCAGUCCCUACGAAAACAUAUUCCAAUGAAGUGGUCACACUGUGGUACCGGCCCCCCGACGUCCUGCUGGGAUCCACCGAAUAUUCCACACCCAUCGACAUGUGGGGUGUUGGGUGCAUCCACUACGAGAUGGUCACCGGCCGGCCCAUGUUCCCCGGCUCCACGGUGAAAGAAGAGCUGCAUUUGAUCUUCAGGCUGCUGGGAACCCCAACAGAAGACACCUGGCCUGGAAUAACAUCCAACGAGGAGUUUAAGGCUUACAAUUUCACGCAGUACCGAGCCCAGCCAUUAAUAAAUCACGCCCCAAGGCUGGACUCUGAAGGCAUUGACUUGCUGAUGAACCUCCUCCUGUAUGAAGCCAAGGGCCGGGUUUCGGCGGAGGCAGCCCUGCGGCACGCUUACUUCAAGAGCCUGGGAGAGCGGGUGCACCUCCUGCCCGACAACGUCUCCAUCUUCUCCCUGAAAGAGAUCCAGCUUCAAAAGGACCCUGGCUACCGAGGCUCAGCAUUUCAGCAGUCAGCCCGAGGGAAGAACAGGAGGCAGAGUAUAUUUUAAACUUGGAUCUCGCAUUCCCCUUGUCACCAUGGAGAUCAAAGCACUGAGAAAGGAGACAGCAACACGCUCCCACCUGACCCACCGCAGAAUUACUGACUCGAGCAGGAUGAUGCUGAAGCGCCCUUGGCUGCAGGCUCUCCCUUGCCCAUCCCCACAACCACAGCCCCUAGCAGCUGCUGUUGAUGGACCUGUGGCCUUUUUCCCCUCUUGUUUCCAUGUUGCCCCCAUCAGACAUGAGCUCCCACCCUCUGUGCAGGUGCUCUGGUGAGGGGCUGCCCCGGGCAUUGGCCGGAGCGCAGGAUCGCGUGCUGACCCAGGGAACCACUUGCUGCCCUCAGGGAGUGGGGGGAGCCGGGCACGGGGAGGUUUUGUGAGCAGAGAAUGGUAUCUCCAAAGCUGGGCUGUGGAUCGUAGCGUUCGGCCCAGGCAGGCAUUUCUGAAAACGCACCUUUGCUCAGACAACCUGCUCUGCACCCCUUAUUUCUUGGGGACACACUCUGCAGCCACGUUACGAGCUGGAGGCAUGACCCAACCUGGCAGUGGCGAGACUGCACCUGAAGCACAAAACCCAGGGCAGCCCUCCCUUCCUUGCCCUUGCCUCUGCCUACGUAACCCCUUUUUCUCUCCCCAUCUUUGGUACCUGAGUCCUGACAAGGAUGGAGCAGCUGGGUGGAGGGGGGGGGCUUCCCAUUGCUUCCCCCAGCAUCUCCCCCCUCCUUGCCACCACUGUGUUUCCAAAUUCAGCCAGCUGACUGCUCCCCAGGGGCUGAGCAAGGGCUGGCUUAGCCCACCUGGGGUGCGGGUACCUGCUGCUAGGGCUGCGUGGAAGCAGGGACAGACGAGCAUCAGCUCCGUGCUGCCUCCCCUUGCUGCGCCGAGCCCUUGGGCCAGCCUUUCCCGGGCACUGAUGGGGCAGCCCCUUUGUCAUCACGCCCCCCCCCGCCCCCCCCAAGCCUGUGACCCUCUCUGCCAUCGUCACACGGGGCAGGACGCCGUUCCCAGCCGCUGUCUCAGGAGCUCAUCUCCCCCCGUCCUGUCGCUGAGCCCCACGCGACGUGGCGGAGCCCGAGCCGCUCAGCCUCUCCGUACCAAAGUGUUGCGCACACCCACCUCAGUGCAUUUCUACCCGGAGGAAGGGGGAGAGGUGCCAAACCUCCCACAGCUCAGCUGUGGGGACCAGAAAUAGACCCAGAGAGAAGCAAAUCAUCCCUCAAACCUCGUCGCCCGGCCUCUACAUUUGUAGCCAGCGCCAGAUCGUACCAGCCCUGACUCAGAUCGAUGCCGUGGGACUGAGGAGCGUGCUUAGAUCUGAGCGUGCUUUGCUGGCCGAGGGCUGCUCCUGGUGCAUUUUCCCCUCCGUUCACUUCAAGAACGUGCCAAAUCCAUCCUGAGCGAAGAGGCCCUGCUGCACUUCUCCCCCACAGCCUGCAAACAGCCUGAAAUGUCUUCAAGUGUGUGAGCGUUGCAAGAAGUCUCUCUACUGUAUAAUAUUCACGAAUUUUUCUUGGCUGUCCUGGGUGACUAGUCCUCUCGCCCACCAGUCCUCCAGCCCAUGGAUGUGGCCAGGAGACUCUGGAUUUGGCAGGUGUUGGGACUGUCACCUGGGACUGGGACUGGCAGGACAUGCUGCUGUCUUAACCCUUCAUGCUCCCAGCCUGGGAGGCAUUGCUCAGGGGAUGGUAACUUUCCAUGCCACUGUUUCCCCAUCGAGCAGGGAGUGAUCUCUGUUUUCUGCUUUGCUGUGCAGCAUUUCUUCUGUGAUCCUCAGAAAACGCAAAGCGUGAGGAUAAAAAAGGAGACCCUGGAGCUCCCCAAAGCUUCUGGGGUGACUCCUCCCUGUGCCAGUGCUCGAUGCGAUGCGCUCUCUGAGCUUCCCCCAUCAGACCAAAGCUGUUAAUUCGGGUUUGUCCUAGACAAGCAUCCAGACGUCUGCAUUGUUUGAGGUUUGCCCAUCCCUGCUCAGUUCCCUUCUCAGUAUGUCCAGCGUACAGCAGGCUGAAUAGUUCAUUAAUUGUUUCCAUUUGAUAGGGAAGAGCUUGAAUCGCCAUCAGCCACCAGUGACGCAUUUCACCCUGGUGUCAGAGCAGUGUUUCGCAUGGUGCCCUACCCCCGGCUCCUGCUGCCGUGGGGCUUUUUGGUAGGGAGGUUCACAAAGGGAGGUGUUGGCUGGAGUUAGUCUGAACUCUCACACUGUCAUCUAUUCUUUCACAAAGGCAUUUUAUGCAGGAAUUUCCUUGGCAUGGCAGGGAUCUGUGGUGCAGACUCGCUUUUCCCAAGGCAGCCAGCUGCCGUCAGGAAUUAGCAGCUCAGCAGGCAGGCAGGCCAGCUCACGGGCGCAGUGUCUCCCGUGCCCCUGCGGCACCACCCUCAGGUACAUGGGGCGAAGAGUUCUGAUGUGUCUGGGGGGCCGGAGCCCCCGCUGGGGUCUGUGAGCACAGGCCGGACAAGGGGGAGCAGGAACCCCUUCCACCCGCUCCUGGGAAGCCCGUUCAGGACAUGUUUGACCCGUCUUCGUGCUGUUUUCUUGCUCGGGGCUACCAUCCCCGUGCUCUGAGAUUGCCGUGGGCAUGAAGCUUGCUGGGGCAGAGGGUGCCCAGCCGAGCCGUCCCACUUCCACACUGGGAGGACAGAGGCAGACCACACCAGACCAGAUUGGUGUGGUCUCAGCUCUCCGCCCCCGUAAGAGUAUUCCUGCUGAAGGGCAAGGUCACCUAUGGAAACUGCUGGGGAGAAACGUUGGGGAAAAGACCUAGCAAUGACCGUGUAGACAGGACUGUUUUACCCAGGAUCAGAUAGCAAAGACAAAGGACCUGUUAGCUGCUGUUUAUUCUUUCGUAGCCUUUGCCUUUCCUCCUACAAAUCCUCCCUAUAGGAGACACUAUUAUUUAUUAGCCCUGUGCGCUACUAACAGCCUGAAUUGAAGAUAACCCCUUUUGUUCCACUGCGUUUAGUGGAUAUUUGAUCUCUAUUCAGGAGGGCGAUAGUGUGUGUAAAUAUGUGGUACCCCGCUGAACAAGGUUUGAUUUACAAGCUCCCGUCACUCCUGUGCUUGCACGUGUCAGCUGGCAGAGCCCCGAGUGUCUGAUCUCCCACGGCACGCUGCCCGCCGAAGCCUUCCCGGCUGCGAAGAAAAGGAGCUGCAGGUUGGCAGCGAUUAGAGCCCGGAGCCAAAUCCCCCCUUCUCCAUCUCCUGGAGAGCGUUACGGUCCCCCUGAGGACCGCGGGGUCCGGCUGGCUUUGUGAGGACCAACAUCCCUUGGAUUCCCCAGUUUAUAAAAGCCCCGAGCAGAGGGGGACCCUGCUCCUCGCACAGGCAGAAAUUCUGCAGCGGGGCUCCCGCUGCCGAUGGCAUCGCUCCCUGCCUGCUCCCACAGCACAUCCCCGGACAGGCUUUCCCCAGUUUUUGGAGCCUGGCUCCCCGGUUGGAUUUUUAAAGUAGCUUAAUGAAAAUGCUGGGAAUGUCUGUGGCUCUCCAGCAUUUUUUUUCAUUUCAUGGGUGCUCCCAGCCACCACUUUGCAGAGUAGCUGGCUUGCCUUGCAGAUGGGGAGCUUUGGCAAAAGGAAACUGUUGCUUUGUCUUCCAGACAUUUUCUUGCCUUUUUUUUUUUUUUUUUUUUUUUUUUUACCAGUUCUGGUCAAAAAUGGAGUUUUGGCUGUACCCUCAGGAAAGGCUGUAUCCUUUCAUCUCUCCGGCUGAUAACUAGUUAAAGAAAUGUAAGUAAAUAAUAUGUAAAGCAAUGUCUGUGUUCUGGGACAAUAAAAUUUACAGGCAGAGCUAUUUCAUUUCGCUCUCUCCAUACACACACGCCUUUCCUGGCCCAACCCAUUGCCAGAUCUAUGUUAAGAUUUUAAAUAACAAAACUACAUUGUAUCUUGGAGACCAAGGACAAAAUAAGUGGAUUUUUUUCCUCUCCCUUACACAUAAUGAAAAAAAAAAAAAGAGUAAUUAGGAGACCAUUUUCCCAAGCUUCUCAAAUGUUUUGGGUUUUUAGGUUUUCUGUUUUGUUUUGUUUUUUUCCAUGACUUCUCUUCAGUCAGAAACAAGGCUAGCAUAAAACAGGAGCCCAAGCUCCCCAAGCAGGCUGGGAACAGGCAGGUGGGAAAACAUUUGAGGAAGGAUCUAACCCGCCGGACUGAGUAACAGAAAAGGUUUUGUGUGUGUGUCCCGGAGCACGGGGAGGGGUCCGGCACUGGGGGUGGGAGCCAGCCCAGCCGUACGUGGCCAAACUCUGCUUCUCAAGGCCGGGUUUGCUCCGAGCGCGGGGCCAGCGAUGGCCGAGCGGGUCCCGCAAGGGCCGAGGGGUCUUGACCCCGAAAUGCCAGAGGUUAAAAGGUGAUCUCACCCCCCCAAAAGCUGCGGCUCUGCCUGGCCGCCCCACUGCCCCGUCCCGGUACACUCGAGUCCUGCAAGAAACACAUUUGAGUGUCCCCUUAGUGCUCCCCACUAGCGAUGUCUGGGCACCAACACUAUGAAACCCCCUUUCUGGUUCCCUCAUUGCCUUCUUCCACCCUCAGCAUCAAGCUUGUCCUACAGCAGGAAAAAUAGAUCCAAGCGGCCAGGAUACCCAUACUGUGAAUGUUCUCUGGUGUCUUUCAUUUGCAGAAUACCAAUAAUAUAUUUAACUAGCAUUGUACAAACGAAAGAUGCAUUUUAAAAGAAAUGAUUUUAAAGAUUUAUUCCAAAAGAAGCAAUGAUUUUUUUAUAGAAAGUUUUUCUGGAAUAAAUGGAAAGGUACAAAAGAAAAAAAAUAAAUAAAGGAUUGUAUCCAUCUAUCAAUCUUGUGUCUGAAUGUUUUAUAAGAAUAUUUCAAUUUUUGUAUUUCAGAUGUGACAUGGACUAGUUUGUGGAUGUGCUCAUUUUAUUGCUAAGGCUUCUACUACAGUCGUAUUGUGAACGCUCCAAAGCCAAGAUUGUACAAUAAACCUUACUGAAUACAGGAUAGUUUUGUACAGGA
This is a messenger RNA of Tyto alba (common barn owl), 6377 nucleotides long. It is a transcript of the gene CDK18, whose product is annotated as cyclin dependent kinase 18. Lineage: Eukaryota; Metazoa; Chordata; Aves; Strigiformes; Tytonidae. The coding region runs from base 1 to 1422 and encodes 473 amino acids. The transcript is spliced from 15 exons. Gene Ontology annotation, molecular function: protein kinase activity; ATP binding. The record is from RefSeq and is a predicted model, not a curated record. Gene Ontology annotation, cellular component: nucleus; cytoplasm. Gene Ontology annotation, biological process: protein phosphorylation.